Molecule: messenger RNA, 3089 nt
Organism: Odocoileus virginianus texanus
Lineage: Eukaryota; Metazoa; Chordata; Mammalia; Artiodactyla; Cervidae
Source: RefSeq, a predicted model, not a curated record
CCCGGCUGCGAGCCGUGCACCUGAGAGCCGACGCCCGGGUCCGCGAAGCUGUACUCGCAGCUGUCCCCGCCGCCAUGAACCGCUUCAAGGUGUCCAAGUUCCGGCACACGGAGGCUCGGCCGUCCCGCCGCGAGGCCUGGAUCAGUGAUAUUCGAGCAGGCACUGCCCCCUCAUGUGGGAACCAUAUCAAAGCCAGCUGCAGCUUAAUUGCAUUCAACUCUGACCGUCCAGGUGUGCUGGGCAUCGUGCCUCUGGAAAGCCAGGGAGAGGACAAGAGACAGGUGACUCACCUGGGCUGCCAUUCAGACCUGGUCACGGACUUGGACUUCUCCCCCUUCGAUGACUUUCUCCUGGCCACAGCCUCAGCUGACAGGAUGGUGAAACUGUGGCGACUGCCAGCGUCUGGCCAGGCACUGCCCUCGGCGCCUGGGCUGCUGCUGGGCCCCGAGGACGCCCAGGUGGAGGUGCUGCAGUUCCACCCCACCGCCGACGGCGUCCUGCUGAGCGUGGCGGGCAGGGCUGCGAAGGUCUGGGAUGCUGCCAAGCAGCAGCCGCUCACAGAGCUGGCGACCCACGGGGACCUGGUGCAGGGUGCCGCCUGGAGCCGGGACGGAGCCCUGCUGGGCACAACCUGCAAGGACAAGCAGCUGCGAAUCUUCGACCCCAGAGCAAAGCCCGAGGCCGCCCAGAGCACGCUGGCCCAUGAGAACAGCAGGGACGGCCGGCUGGUGUGGACGGGCACCCAGGAGCGCCUCGUGUCCACUGGCUUCAACCAGAUGCGAGAGCGUGAAGUCAAGCUCUGGGACACCCGGCUCUUCUCCUGUGCCCUCACCUCCCUCACCCUGGACACCUCUCCCAGGUCUCUGAUGCCCCUGCUGGACCCAGACUCAGGUCUCCUGGUCCUGGCGGGAAAGGGAGAGAACCAGCUCUACUGCUAUGAGGCGGCCCCCCAGCAGCCAGCACUGAGCCCGGUGACCCAGUGCCUCCUGGAGGGCGUGCUGCGGGGAGCGGCCCUCGUGCCCCGGCGGGCGCUGGCCGUCAUGGGCUGCGAGGUGCUGCGCGUCCUGCAGCUGAGCGACACGGCCAUCGUUCCCAUCAGCUACCACGUACCCCGCAAGACCGCGGAGUUCCAUGAAGACCUGUUCCCGGACACCGCAGGCUGUGUGCCUGCCUCCGACCCCCAUGCCUGGUGGGCAGGGAGCGACCAGCAGGUGCAGAGGGUCAGCCUGCACCCCGCCUUCCGGGCCCACCCCAGCUUCACUUCCUGCCUGGUGCCCCCUGCAGAGCCCACCCCUGCCGUGGCCCGGCCCGCGGGGACACCUGCGGGCGACUCCGACCCCAGCGAGGGCUUCUCCUCCCCGCCCAGCUCACUGACCUCGCCCUCCACGCCCUCCAGCCUGGGGCCCUCGCUCACCAGCACCAGCGGCAUUGGCACCAGCCCCAGCCAGCGGUCCCUGCAGAGCCUGCUGGGCCCCAGUUCCAAGUUCCGGCACGCUCAGGGCACUGUCCUGCACCGAGACAGCCACAUCACCAACCUCAAGGGGCUCAACCUCACCACGCCUGGCGAGAGUGACGGCUUCUGCGCCAACCAGCUGCGCGUGGCCGUGCCCCUGCUCAGCAGCGGGGGGCAGGUGGCUGUGCUGGAGCUGCGGAAGCCCGGCCGUCUGCCCGACACUGCACUGCCCACGCUGCAGAAUGGGGUGGCCGUGACCGAUCUGGCCUGGGACCCCUUUGACCCCCACCGCCUUGCCGUGGCCGGGGAGGACGCCAGGAUCCGGCUGUGGCGGGUGCCCCCCGAGGGCCUGCAGGAGGUGCUCACUACGCCUGAGGCUGUACUCACAGGCCACACGGAGAAGAUCUAUUCUCUGCGCUUCCACCCACUGGCGGCUGACGUGCUGGCUUCUUCCUCCUAUGACCUCACCGUUCGGAUUUGGGACCUCAAAGUCGGGGCCGAGAGGCUGAGGCUGCAGGGCCACCGGGAUCAGAUCUUUGGCUUGGCCUGGAGCCCCAAUGGGCAGCAGCUGGCCACUGUCUGCAAAGACGGGCGCUUGCGGAUCUACGAGCCCCGGGGUAGCUCUGAGCCCCUGCAGGAAGGCCCAGGGCCCGAGGGGGCCCGUGGAGCCCGCGUUGUGUGGGUGUGUGACGGUCACUAUCUCUUGGUGUCAGGCUUUGACAGCCGAAGUGAGCGCCAGCUCCUCCUGUACUCAGCCGAGGCCCUGGCUGCUGGCCCCUCCGCAGUGCUGGGGCUGGACGUGGCUCCCUCGACCCUGCUGCCCAGCUAUGACCCGGACACCGGCCUGGUGCUGCUCACGGGCAAGGGCGAUACCCGCGUGUUCCUGUAUGAGCUGCUCCCCGAGUCCCCCUUCUUCCUGGAGUGCAACAGCUUCACAUCGCCCGAUCCCCACAAGGGAUUCAUCCUCCUGCCCAAGACAGAGUGUGACGUGCGGGAGGUGGAGUUCGCUCGAUGCCUACGACUUCGCCAGACCUCCCUGGAGCCUGUUGCCUUCCGGCUGCCCCGAGUCAGGAAAGAAUUCUUCCAGGACGACGUGUUUCCCGACACCGCCGUAAGCUGGGAGCCGGCGCUCAGCGCUGAGGCCUGGCUGGGAGGUGCUAACGGGCAGCCCCGGCUUCUCAGCCUGCAGCCCCCCGGCAUGACCCCAGUGAGCCAGGCCCCCCGUGAAGCCCCUGCCCGGCGGGCCCCCUCCUCAGUCUACCUGGAAGAGAAGUCAGACCAGCAGAAGAAAGAAGAGCUGCUGAGCGCCAUGGUGGCGAAGCUGGGGAACCGGGAGGACCCGCUCCCACAGGACUCCUUUGAAGGUGUGGACGAGGACGAGUGGGCCAAGUACCUGGCCCAGAUAAUUGUGAUGGGCGCGCAGGUGGUGGGCAGGGCCUUUGCCCGGGCCUUGCGGCAGGAGUUUGCAGCCAGCCGAGCAGCGGCGGACGCCCGGGGACGCGCCGGACACCAGUCUGCAGCCGCCUCCAACCUUUCAGGCCUCAGCCUCCAGGAAGCACAGCAGAUUCUCAAUGUCUCCAAGCUGAGCCCCGAGGAGAUCCAGAAGGUGAGGCCCCCCCGGCAGGCUCGGAGAUAA